Molecule: messenger RNA, 981 nt
Organism: Saprolegnia parasitica CBS 223.65
Lineage: Eukaryota; Oomycota; Saprolegniomycetes; Saprolegniales; Saprolegniaceae
Exons: 4
Coding region: 1-918 (305 amino acids)
Biological process (GO): intracellular protein transport; vesicle fusion; vesicle-mediated transport
Cellular component (GO): membrane; SNARE complex; endomembrane system
Molecular function (GO): SNARE binding; SNAP receptor activity
Source: RefSeq, a predicted model, not a curated record
AUGGCGACGCGGGACUUGACGCGGACGUACGUGGCGCUGCGCAAGGACGUCAAGGCCAAGGUGGCCCGGCGCCGGCAGAUGGUCUCGCCGGACGUCCACAUGGAGGGCAACUCGCUCAUCCGCAACGACAUGCGCUCGGACCUCGACGUGGAGAUGGCCAAGACGGCGGGCCCGACGCCGGCGUGGGUCGACGCCGUCACGGACGUCAACAUUCACAUCGCACGCGUCAAGCUGCUCAUGGAGAAGCUCGGCAAGAUGCACACAAAGCGGCUCAUGGUGCGCUUUGACGGCUCCGAGUCGGACCACGAGCGCGAGAUUGAGAGCAUUACGGGCGAAAUCACGGGCGAGUUCCGCAACGCCGAGCGCAUCCUCAAGGCCAAGAUGAACGGCAAGGACGGCGUGUCCGAGGCCGACGCCAAGGCCCGACAAAACGUCCAGCGUGCCCUGGCGACGCAGCUGCAAUCCCUCUCGGCCGACUUUCGAAAGAGCCAAAAAGAGUACUUGGACCGCGUCAAGAACCAACGCCAGGGCCCGGCCGAAUUCGAGUUUCUCUCCGAGACGAAGAAGACCAAGACAUCCGGCCUCGACGGUGGGUUCAUGCAGGCGCAGAUGGCCGAGGUCGAGCUCGCCGAGGACUUGAUCAAUGAACGCGACCGCGAAGUGCAGCAGAUUGCAACGUCGAUCCAGGAGCUUGCCACCAUCUUCAAAGAGCUCGCCGUCCUCGUGAUUGACCAGGGCACGAUCCUCGAUCGCAUCGACUACAACAUGGAGCAAGUCGUUGAGCGCACACAGGCUGGCAUCGUCGAGCUUGAGAAGGCCGAGACGAUCCAGAAGAGCGCACGACCAAUGAAGUGCAUAGGCAUCCUCCUCGCGCUCAUCACGGCCAUGACGAUCAUCCUGAUGCUAAAACACAUGUAAUACUUGCAUGCGCACAGGGUUAUAAACACUUUUCUGGGCCUGUAUCCAUUCCCACGCGCCAAA